This is a messenger RNA of Prunus mume (Japanese apricot), 593 nucleotides long. NCBI's taxonomy places the organism in Eukaryota, Viridiplantae, Streptophyta, Magnoliopsida, Rosales, Rosaceae. The record is from RefSeq and is a predicted model, not a curated record.
AAGAUGGCUUCUGAGGACAAAGAUCUUGUGGAAAUCUUAGAGGAGCAUAACCAAAUUGACAUUGCCAAAUAUAUCAAUUAUGUGAGUGCUCCACAGGUAGGUGCUUUUGCAACAUUUUCUAGUACCACGCGCGACACCUUUAAAGGCAAAACAGUCUUGGAGCUUAGAUAUGAAGCGUAUGUGCCCAUGGCACUAUGGUGCAUGAAGUCCAUUUGUUCAUCUGCUAGAUCAUCCUGGAAUCUCCUCUCCAUUGCAGUGGCCCACUGCCUCGGCCCAGUUCUAGUUGGUGAAACAAGUGUUUUCAUUGCAGUCUCAGCCGUUCAUUGGGCUGAUGCAUUGGAUGCUUGUAAAUUUGUGAUUGAUGAGAUAAAGGCAUCAGUUCCAAUAUGGAAGAAGGAGGUUUACAGUAAUGGAGAGGUUUGGAAGGAGAAUUCAGAGUUCCUGGAGCGAAGGCUGGAUCUUGGGAAAAAAGAUGAGAUGUGGAAUGAAAAAGAAAUUGAAGUUGAAGUUGAGAGGCAUACUAGGAAGAGCUGUUGUGGGGCUAAGGUAAAGGUCAUUGAGGAAGGAGAUAAAAAAUGAAGCUGAGCAAAGCU